Molecule: messenger RNA, 788 nt
Organism: Cydia strobilella
Lineage: Eukaryota; Metazoa; Arthropoda; Insecta; Lepidoptera; Tortricidae
Gene: mRpL11
Product: large ribosomal subunit protein uL11m
Exons: 4
Coding region: 137-727 (196 amino acids)
Biological process (GO): translation
Cellular component (GO): ribosome; mitochondrial large ribosomal subunit
Molecular function (GO): large ribosomal subunit rRNA binding; structural constituent of ribosome
Source: RefSeq, a predicted model, not a curated record
UUUUGACAUAUUAGCUCGCCAUUCUAGGUUAUGUUAUGAAAUUAAUGAACUUUAUUUAUUUAUUCUAUCUUUAUUAAAAUAAUUGCUACUCCUGGUUAUAAUUUGUGUUAAGUAGAGUUGUUUUUCUCUUCUAACCAUGUCUAAAUCAGUAGCAAGACUUAAGUCUAUGAAGAAAGUUGCUGAUAAGAUUGAUCAUUCUUCUAAACUAAGAACCAAUAUUCCUGCUGGAAUGGCUGCUGCUGGUCCACCUUUAGGGCCUAUGCUUGGACAGCGAAACAUUAACAUAGCUGCGUUUUGCAAAGACUUCAAUGAGAAGACUGCAAAUAUUAAGCAAGGAAUACCGUUGCCGACUAGAGUGAAAGUGAAUCCUGAUCGAUCAUACCAGCUGACGAUUCAUCAACCACCAGCAAGUUAUUUUCUUAAGCAAGCAGCUGGGAUCAACAGGGGUGCCAUGGAAUCUGGAAAGGAGAUAAGUGGAAAGAUCACAUUCAAGCAUUUGUAUGAAAUAGCUAAAAUAAAGCAGCAAGAUCCCCCUCUGGAGUGGAGACCGCUGAAGGAGAUCUGCACAAUGCUCAUUGCCACGGCCAGGACUUGUGGGAUUCAAAUAGUUAGAGAUUUAGACGCUAAGGAAUAUGGAGAAUUUUUGGCAGAAAGAAAGCUAGCUGUAGAGGAACAGAAGAAACAACUCCAAGAAAAGAGAGAAGCUAAAAUGUUACGAACUGCGUAGACCUGCUAGUCUGACUGUUAGAAAACUGUUAUAAUUAGUUUAAAUAUAGAGUUAUACAAUA